UUAAUUUGUUUAAUUGUUGUUUGAUUGAUUAUUCAGUUGGUUAACUUAAACGUUAAUUUGAUUCUGGUUCAUGAGAAAAGUUGGUUUAGUUAGAUUCAGAUGAAUUAAACAGUUUUCAAGAUAAUGAACUUGAAAUUAAAUAAAUACUUUUAAUUAGAAUUGGAAAGUUAAUUGUUUCACCUGAAAUUGUUUAAUUAACAAUUUGUAGGAUGAACAGUAACUAUCGUCAAUAGUAAAUCAUUAAUAAUGUCAUUGUAUUUUUUACUCUCUGUUUCGAAUGAGAUUAACUAAAUUAGUCUAAAUUAUUUUUCUUGUUGAAACUCAUUGAAAGGUGAUUACGAUAAUAAUGGGAUCUUUAAUUGUUUUGGUUCUUAGUAGUUUGUUCAUAUUUAACUCGGUGAAUAUUAUCAAGUCUCGAACUCUAAGUGAUGCUACAAAUCGUUCAGGAUAUAAAGCGGAUGAUAAACGGGAUUUAUCGAAACGUCAGGUCGAAGAUACUGAGGAAGUUUUUGAUGUUAAUAAUACUUUUGAAAAUGAAGUCCAAGUCGAAAUCGAAGACGAUGGUCAAGUGGAUGAUAAUUCAGAAGAACAAGUCGAAGAAGAGGUAGAAGAAGAAGGUCAAGAUAUCGAAAAAUAUGAAGAGGACGAAGGAUCCGAGGAACAAGAAGAGACUGAAGACGAUGAAGAAAAUGACGGUGAAGCUCAAGAAGAUGAAGAAGGAGAAGAAGAAGAAAAGGGAGAGGAAGAGGAAGAGGAAGAGGAAGAAGAGAAUUCGGAUGAAGAGGUAACAGAGGAAGAAGAGGAAGAUAAAGCCCAUCGAGAAUCUCACCUUGGUCGAAGAGCCGGUAAUUCGAGAAUUGUAUCGAGUAGAAAUGGUUUUCCCACUCGAAGAGGAAACUCAAUCGGACGAGAGAGCAACAUGGAAGAUCUUGCUCACAAAUUGGGAGGUGUAGUUAAGAGUAUUAGUCAAAGUUUUCGAUCUAAAAUGAACGAUGGUCAAGAGUCUCAUUCGAUAGAUAAUCCAAGGCCAAACAUGAACAAUGACGUAAGUUCGACCUUUAAUUCUCAGGCCAAUGGUGAUUCAUCAAUCGCCUCGAGCUCCACUCAAGGAACUCAACCAGGAAUGAAUUCAGAUACUCAGAGUCGAGAGGCCAUGAUACCAAUGAUGAAUAAUGAACAAAAAACCGAACCUAAAAUGGACUUUGGCCAAACCGAAUCAACUAAUCAACUUCCAAUCAAUCAAAGUCCAAUUAAUUUGAUGUCAUAAAAUUGAAAUGAUUAAACAAAUUAAUCCAACAAAUGAAAUUUCAUCUGCUCAUCUUAAAUUGUUCAAUUUAAAUUUCACUUAUUGAUUGAAUUUUAAUCUUGUUCAUCAAUAUCAUGAGUCUAAUAAUUAGAUCAAAAUUUAAUCACGAUCUUCAAUUGUUAAUAAUGUUUUUUUUUGUCAUCAUGAUUUUCAUUAUCAUUACCUUUUUAUAUAUUGAAUAAAAGUAUUACCAUAAUUAUGAUACAAUAGCGUCAUGAUUGAUAAAACAAAUUUUUCAUGAGGAAAAGCAAAAGUUCAGCUGAAUUGAUAUUCAGAUCAAAUGAACUUUGUAUCUCCAUCUAACCAGAGGGAGCUUU
Molecule: messenger RNA, 1623 nt
Organism: Panonychus citri (citrus red mite)
Lineage: Eukaryota; Metazoa; Arthropoda; Arachnida; Trombidiformes; Tetranychidae
Product: YTH domain-containing protein 1-like
Exons: 1
Coding region: 347-1267 (306 amino acids)
Source: RefSeq, a predicted model, not a curated record